Molecule: messenger RNA, 894 nt
Organism: Rotaria sp. Silwood2
Lineage: Eukaryota; Metazoa; Rotifera; Eurotatoria; Philodinida; Philodinidae
Source: the annotation of a GenBank genome assembly
AUGCCUAUUAAGGUUCAAAAUCGUACAUUAAAACCAGGUCAAUUAAAUGUUACCCAAAAAACAUAUGAUAAUAUUGUCUUACAACAAUUAAGAGAACUCUGGACAAAUUAUGGUACUUUAGAUGAAAUAUGGUUUGAUGGCGGAUAUACAACAAGUUUAAAAGAUCCAAUAACUGCAUUACUAACAGAACUUCAACCUGAAGCAAUUGCAUUUAAUGGUUAUGGUGUAUCACUGAAUUCUGCAAGAUGGAUUGGUACUGAAAUGGGUAUUGCACCUGAUCCAAAUUGGUCAACAGGAAUAACAAAUGAUGGUGGUGAUCCAAAUAGUUCAAUAUUUUGUCCAGCUGAAUGUGAUACAACUCUUCAAAAUAAAGAUCGAUGGUUUUGGGGUGUUAAUGCAACACUUCGUUCACUUUCUGAAUUAAUUCAAGUCUAUCAUGAAACAGUUGGUCGAAAUUGUUUAUUAAUGCUUGAUCUAACACCUGAUAGAACAGGUCUUAUACCACCUGCUUAUGCACGUCGAUAUAAAGAAUUAGGUGAUUUUAUUCGUUCAUGUUAUGGAACAUCUGUUUUACCUAUGGAAAAUCUUAUAUCUGAUGAUUCACUUGAAUAUAUUCAAUUAUUUGUUUCAUCACCAGUUACUGUUGAUCGUUCAGUUAUUCAAGAAGAUCAAACUUAUGGUCAAGUUAUUCGAUCAUAUAUUGUUGAUGUAAAAUUAGUUAAUACAACAAAUACUCAUCAAUGGAUGAUAGUAGCACAAGGUACAAGUAUUGGUAAUAAAAAAAUUGAUUUAUGGCAAGUAGGACCACUACUUAUCAAUGCUGUUCGAUUAACCAUUACAAAAACAGUUGAUAAACCUGUGAUAAAAUCAUUUACUGUUCAUUUAUGUAAUUGA